Messenger RNA from Penicillium malachiteum, 3219 nucleotides. RefSeq names its product exportin CRM1. The transcript is spliced from 10 exons. Lineage: Eukaryota; Fungi; Ascomycota; Eurotiomycetes; Eurotiales; Aspergillaceae. Bases 1 to 3219 code for a protein of 1072 amino acids. Gene Ontology annotation, molecular function: small GTPase binding; nuclear export signal receptor activity. Gene Ontology annotation, biological process: protein export from nucleus; ribosomal small subunit export from nucleus; ribosomal large subunit export from nucleus. Gene Ontology annotation, cellular component: nucleus; cytoplasm. The record is from RefSeq and is a predicted model, not a curated record.
AUGUCUGUUUCUGUACAAGAGCUGGACAACACGGUCCGCGCCUUCUUUGAAGGCAAGGGCGACGUGCAAAAACAAGCCCAGCAGACCCUCACCGAAUUCAAACAAAACCCUGAUGCCUGGGUCACUGUCGGAAACAUCCUGCAGGAGGCGACAUAUCCCCAGACCAAAUACAUCGCCCUCCAAGUCCUCGACGAUGUGAUCAUGACCCGAUGGAAAGUGCUUCCAAGAGAUCAGUGUCAAGGAAUCCGAAAUUUCAUUGUCAACUUCAUCAUCGAAAACUCCGGCUCAGAGGAGAAACUGCGAACCGAGCGCGCGUUCUUGAACAAAUUGAACCUGGUCUUGGUCUCCAUCCUGAAGCAGGAAUGGCCUCACAACUGGCCUACCUUCAUCAACGAGAUUAUCUCCUCCUGCCACUCCAGUCUCUCCAUCUGUGAAAACAACAUGGCAAUUCUGCGUCUCUUGUCCGAGGAGGUCUUCGACUUUUCGCAAGACCAGAUGACAUCGGUCAAGGCCCGGAACUUGAAAACCUCCAUGACCCAGGAGUUCGCCUCGAUCUUCCAACUUUGUUCCGAGGUUCUGAACACUGCCAACCAGCCAUCUUUGGUGAAGGCCACCCUCGAAACCCUACUGCGCUUCCUCAACUGGAUCCCAUUGGGCUACAUCUUCGAAACCCCCAUCAUCAACACACUUCUCACCCGAUUCUUGGGCGUCCCCGAAUUCCGCAACGUCACCUUGAAGUGUCUGACCGAGAUUGGUGGUCUGCAAAUUGGCGCCCCGUACAACUAUGACGAAAGACUCGUUCAUAUGUUUACGGAGACAUUGGAAUCCGUCUCCAGCGUCAUUCCCUUGACCUUGGACCUCAAGGAGACCUACGCGCAGAGCAACAGCAGAGACCAGGAGUUUGUGGCCAAUUUAGCUCUCUUCUUGUCCAGUUUCUUCAGUGCUCACUUGGACCUCAUCGAGAAACUGCCCAACCAAGAUUAUCUCACCCACGCCCACUUCUACCUGAUUCGCGUCAGCCAGAUUGAGGACCGAGAGGUCUUCAAGAUUUGCUUAGAUUACUGGACCCGACUGGUGCAGGAACUCUACGAAGAGAUGCAACAACUCCCCAUUACCGACAUCAACCCGCUCGUCUCGAUGGGUGUGAGUGGUUUGGCAAACGGCGGUGCCCCUCACCCCAGCACUCUCGCCAACUACCCCCUCCGCAAGCACAAGUACGAAAAGGUUCUCACAAACCUCCGUCAGGUCAUGAUUGAGAAGAUGGUUCGUCCUGAGGAGGUGUUGAUUGUGGAGAAUGACGAGGGCGAGAUCGUCCGUGAGUUUGUCAAGGAGAGUGACACCAUUCAGCUCUACAAGACUAUCCGAGAGUGUCUGGUUUACCUCACCCACUUGGAUGUCGUGGACACAGAGAACAUCAUGAUCGAUAAGCUGGGCAAGCAGGUGGACGGAUCGGAAUGGUCUUGGGUGAACUGCAACACCCUGUGCUGGGCGAUUGGUUCGAUCUCCGGAGCCAUGAAUGAGGAGACCGAGAAGCGUUUCCUUGUUACUGUGAUCAAGGAUCUGCUUGGUCUGACCGAGCAGAAGCGUGGAAAGGACAACAAGGCCGUGGUGGCAAGUAAUAUUAUGUACAUUGUGGGCCAGUACCCUCGGUUCUUGAAGGCGCACUGGAAGUUCCUGAAGACCGUGGUGAACAAGCUCUUUGAGUUCAUGCACGAGACACACGAGGGUGUCCAGGACAUGGCUUGCGAUACGUUCAUCAAGAUCGCCAACAAGUGUCGACGACACUUUGUGGCUUUGCAGCCCGGCGAGAAUGAGCCCUUCAUUGAGGAGAUCGUUCGCAACAUGCGGAAGAUCACCAUGGACCUUUCCCCACAGCAGAUUCACACCUUUUACGAGGCUUGUGGUUACAUGAUCUCUGCCCAGGGUCAGAAGGGUCUGCAAGAUCGACUCAUUGAGAACUUGAUGGCUCUUCCCAACACAGCCUGGGACCAGAUCAUUGCCCAGGCUAACCAGAAUGCUGCCAUUCUCCAGGAUGGCAACACGAUCAAGAUUAUCGGUAAUAUCAUGAAGACUAAUGUUGCCGCUUGCUCAUCAAUUGGAACCUACUUCUACUCCCAAAUUGGCCGCAUCUACCACGACAUGUUGAACAUGUACCGUGCGUCCAGUCAACUAAUCAAUGAUGCGGUGGCCAGUGAUGGACAAAUUGCCCCCAAGACACCUAAAGUCCGCGGCCUUCGAACCAUCAAGAAGGAGAUUCUGAAGCUUAUCGACACUUAUGUGGAGAAGUCAGAUGAUCUUGAGAUGGUUAACGCCAACAUGGUGCCACCUCUCCUUGAGGCAGUUCUCAUCGAUUACCACCGAAAUGUGCCGGAUGCACGCGAGGCGGAAGUCUUGAAUGUGAUGACAACAAUCAUUCACAAGCUCCACAACCUCAUGGAGGACAAGAUUCCGGCUAUUAUGGAUAGCGUGUUCACCUGCACGCUGGAGAUGAUCAACAAGGACUUCCACGAGUACCCUGAACAUCGCGUUCAGUUCUUCAAGCUGCUCCAGGCGAUCAACUUGUACUGCUUCCAAGCUCUGCUGAAGCUGGAUGCUUCUCAGUUCAAGUUUGUCAUCGACUCCUGCAUGUGGGCGUCGAAGCACGACAACCGGGAGGUGGAGAACACCGGUCUCACCAUGUGUCUGGAGUUGAUGAACAACAUGGCCGAGACUGAUGUUCAGACCACAACCAUUUUCUUCCGCCAAUUCUACAUCCCCAUUCUCCAGGAUGUUUUCUUUGUUCUCACUGACAGUGAUCACAAGGCGGGCUUCAAAUCCCAGGCCAUGCUUCUGUCUCGCAUGUUCUACUUUAUUGAAUCUGGAAAGAUUUCUGAGCCUAUCUACACCUCUGAACAGGCUCCUGCGGGCACCUCCAACAAGGAUUUUGUGCAGCAAUAUGUGGCCAACUUGCUUCAGAAUGCAUUCAAGAAUCUGCAAGAAGUGCAAAUCCAGCAAUUUGUCAUCGGAUUGUUCGCCUACACUGAAGAUCUUAACAAGUUCAAGACUCAUCUGCGUGACUUCCUGAUCUCACUGAAGGAGUUCUCCGACGACAAUGCCGAGCUUUACGCCGAAGAGCGCGAACAGGCUGUCCGGGAUGCACAGACUGCGGAGCGCAACCGCGCGAUGAAGGUUGGAGGCUUGCUGAAGCCUUCUGAGAUGGACCAGGAGGAUGAACUGUGA